Messenger RNA from Lates calcarifer (barramundi perch), 4088 nucleotides. It is a transcript of the gene slc26a6l2, whose product is annotated as solute carrier family 26 member 6. The record is from RefSeq and is a predicted model, not a curated record. Gene Ontology annotation, cellular component: membrane. NCBI's taxonomy places the organism in Eukaryota, Metazoa, Chordata, Actinopteri, Centropomidae. Gene Ontology annotation, biological process: transmembrane transport. The coding region runs from base 745 to 2838 and encodes 697 amino acids. Gene Ontology annotation, molecular function: oxalate transmembrane transporter activity; chloride transmembrane transporter activity; bicarbonate transmembrane transporter activity. The transcript has 19 exons.
GGAAAGAUUGCGGGAUUGAAUCAUUUUUAUUUCAAAUUCACGUAUAAAUAAUCAAGAAACAUAAAAGUUAUCCAUCUGUGGAAAUGCAGCUUAACUGGUAUCAGUUCAUCACAUAGCCUAAAAAAACAUGAAAAAAUGACCACAGGAAUUCAGAGACACUACACAAACAGACAUAAUUUUGCUUUGCCAUUUGUUGUGGCUGUAGUGACAUUAAUAUAUGUGAUGUUGAUGGGUUAUGAUGCUAAACCAAUCAGUAACAAGCAAUUUCAAUGUUAAAAACUCUUGAUCAACUCCACCAACGUUGCCUCAAAUUUGGGUUCACAACUUUGCCACCCAAAAAAUCCAUUACAAAUACACUGUCGCAAGUUAUUACUGAACUUUUUAAGCAUUCACUCAAACCAUUAAUAAAGACAUAAGUAACCUAUCAAUAAGUCUUUCCAGUCUUAGCAUAACUGGAAACAGCUAGAAAUAGCCUGCCUCUGUCCAAAACGAACAUAAUCCACUGUUAAAAGUGCCAAUUUUGUGGUUUGUGACUCUCAGCAGGACACACUGACGUCCUGGAGCCUCCACUGGUUGUCUGGCAACCUCGUGGUGACAACAAGAGUCCAUUAAAGAUGCUGGUGUUCAGUGCCCAGGUUGAAACACACAGUAUUGAACUGGGUGCCCGUUCUUGGCUGGUUGCCUCGCUACUCCAUCAGAGAAAAUGCCAUAGGGGACCUGAUCUCUGGCUGCAGUGUGGGCAUCAUGCACCUGCCGCAGGGCAUGGCAUAUGCUCUCCUGGCUUCCUUGCGCCCUGUGUUUGGCUUGUACACAUCCCUCUACCCGGUGCUGGUCUACUUCAUCUUUGGUACUUCCAGACACAUCUCCGUAGGUACGUUUGCUGUGAUCAGCAUCAUGAUUGGGAGUGUAACAGAAAGGCUGGCACCUGACAGUAACUUUAUGGUAAAUGGCACCAACGGGACAGACAGUGUGGACUUUGAUGCGCGGGAUGCCUUCAGAGUCCAGAUAGCAUGUUCCCUCACAGUCUUGGCAGGAAUCUUUCAGAUCCUAUUAGGUGUGGUGAGGUUUGGUUUCGUGGUCACCUACCUGUCUGAGCCACUGGUUCGUGGCUACACUACAGGAUCAGCAUGCCAUGUAUGUGUCUCACAGCUUAAAUACCUGUUUGGAGUCUCACCAGCUCGAUUUGCUGGUCCUCUCUCACUUAUCUAUACCCUGGUGGAUAUUUGCAGACUGCUACCUCUGACCAAGGUGCCAGAGCUGGUGGUCAGCCUGGUGGCGCUCGCUGUUCUCAUUGUGGUGAAAGAAAUCAAUGCCUGCUACAGACAGAAGCUGCCUCUGCCCAUCCCUAUAGAACUCAUAGUUAUCAUAGCAGCAACAAUCAUCACCCACUUCUGUGGACUUACGAGUACAUAUGGCAUUGAUGUGGUUGGAGAGAUACCCAGUGGACUCAAGGCCCCUCGUGCUCCGGAUGCCACUUUGUUCUCACAGGUGAUAGGUGAUGCUUUUGCUGUGGCCAUCGUGGGCUACGCCAUCAACAUUUCCCUUGGCAAAACAUUUGCUCUCAAACAUGGCUACAAGGUGGACAGCAAUCAGGAGCUGGUUGCUCUGGGUCUCAGUAACACUGUUGGCGGCUUUUUUCAAUGCUACUCCGUGACCUCCUCCUUGUCUCGCAGCCUCGUCCAGGAGAGCACAGGGGGCAAGACACAAGUUGCUGGAGUGAUUUCGUCCAUCAUUGUGCUGAUAACCGUUUUAAAAAUAGGUGCUCUCUUCGAGGAUCUCCCCAAGGCUGUCUUAUCUACAAUAGUGUUUGUGAAUUUGAAAGGAAUGUUUAAGCAGCUCAUGGAUGUGCCUAUGCUGUGGAAGACAAACAAGGUUGAUCUGCUGGUGUGGCUGGUAACAUUUACAAGUACCGUCCUGCUCAAUCUGGACCUGGGUCUGGCUGUCUCCAUUGGCUUUUCCAUGCUGGCUUUCAUCUUCAGAACACAACUACCCCGUUACUCUAUCUUGGGCCGCGUGCCAGACACUGACUUAUAUCUGGACACAGACACGUACAAAGAGGCCAAAGAGAUUCCAGGAGUUAAAAUCUUCCGCUCGUCUACAACUAUCUACUACACAAAUGCUGAGAUGUACUUGGAGGCCCUGCAAGAGAAGAGUGGAAUUGAAAUCGGGAAGCUGCUGACGGCAAAGAAGAAACGAGAUGCGCAGCUGAAGCGUAAACAAGAGAAAGAGAAAAAGAAAGCGAAAAAGGAGGCAAAGAAAGAAAAAAAAGCAGUCAGCCACCUGUCCAAUGGCACACUGUCUUUCAAUGGGUUGGAGAUGAAUGAGGGAAACGUCUCUGCAGGGCCGAGGGAACAGAGUCAAAUGAAUGUUGCAGCCUUACGCCUAUCAGAGACCUCUGCAAAUGGCAAUCGCAAAGGACAAGUAAACUGGGCUUACCAACAUGACACAACCACGUUGGACUCAGAUUCAGACACGGGUUGCCAAGGUGAUGACAGCAUCAACCAGGUAUCGUGCUGUAGCGACGAGGAGAGGGGAAUGGCCUGUGAAUCAGGCACACACAGCAUCAUCUUGGACAUUUCAACAACCAGCUUUGUGGACACUGUCACUGUGAACACACUGAAAAAUAUUUUCAGGGACUUUGGGGCGAUUGAGGUGGACAUCUAUCUAGCAGGCUGCCAAGCCUGUGUCGUGGAGCAGCUGGAAACUGCAGGUUUCUUCUCAGAGUCCAUCCCAAAGAGCAGGUUGUUUGUCACAGUCCAUGAUGCAGUGCUUCAUAUUCUCUGGAAAAUGGGACAGACAGACUUCACACUAGAUAUUUCCUGCAACACCAAGAUGUAACCAUCAGGGGUCAGACUGUUCCAACUCUCGCCAUCUUCCUCCUCCUCUUCCUCCUCCUCCUCCUCCUCCUCCUCUUAGGCUGCUGGCUGUUCUGUUGCUCACCAUUGGCUGUCACUGUCUCCUCCCCCUUUCAGUGGGGGAGAAUGCACCACCUUGACAUGGCGGCCGGUUGCCGUGGAAAUACAGGGAGCCGUUGCUGUGGCAACAGGCUUUUUAUGAUAUCGCCUAAUGAGAUAGCCAGCAAUACGUCAUUGCAGCUCUCUCGCUCUGUGGUGUGUGUGAGAGACAGAGAAGGGGCGGAGGUUGAGUGGGAGAAUGUAACAUUGGACUAAUAGGAGUCUGUAUUUAUAGCCUGUGUGAGAGUGUAGAGAGUGAGGAAAGGUUGACUGUAAGGGGAAACUCAUAUGUGAGAGGUGGUAUUGUUAACAGAUGGGCCACAAUGUGUGUGCUUGUGUUUGUCACACUGUAUUCUUGAAUCAAUGCAAAAGGAGGAGGCUAAUGUCUCCCACAACAAAUCAAUAGAAUGUAAAUAUUUGUCAUUGAUACAGUCAGGCUAUGCCCUCUGGGAGGGGUUCUUAAUCCUUACAUUACCACCAUUUUGUGCCAAAAGCUGAAUUACAGAUAUGGUGUAAUAUGUGUUACGUUUUAACAGAGCAGCAGCUUUAAAACACAGCGUGGGUGCAUGUAUAGUCACUAUUCACACGUCUGAUUCCUCUGACAUCUUAAGCUUCCAUCUAUUUUUGGGACCCAGUCUCAUGUCAUCAUCUAUCAUAUGUAUCUAGCAUAUGUCAGACACUGUGUUGCAAUAUAUGCUACAUGUUUAAUUGAUUUUUUACUUUCAGAAAUUUGUGAGAGUGCAGAAUGUUUAGAGGGUCUGCAAGACAGUUUAUGUGCAUUUCUGUAAAUUGGAAAAAUGAGUGUCCUAAUCAUAUUUUCUCAUGAGUGCAGAGCUGUUUUUCAGCUGACCCUCCAGACACAGUAGCCGACCACCGGAAAUAAAUUAUCUGCGUGCAGAAAACAUAGAUAUGUCCGCCAAAUUUCCUCGAGAGUGCCUAUCGCUCUACAUUGUGUUCACUGACUGAUAAAACCUCUAGUAGUGUGUUUAACUAUCAAAAGUCUCUUGGAGUUUAUUUUUAUACAGGUGUAACAUUUUUAAUGUGAUUGAACCAGAACACUUCCUGUACAUAUCCACAGUAUGUUUUAUGAAUAUAGGAUGAAUAAACUGUGUAAAUAAGGAGUCACAAACCACA